Molecule: messenger RNA, 3147 nt
Organism: Drosophila subobscura
Lineage: Eukaryota; Metazoa; Arthropoda; Insecta; Diptera; Drosophilidae
Gene: BBS9
Product: protein PTHB1
Exons: 8
Coding region: 63-3065 (1000 amino acids)
Biological process (GO): cilium assembly
Cellular component (GO): membrane; BBSome
Source: RefSeq, a predicted model, not a curated record
CUUCGAAGCGUGUGUCCUGUCCUGUCCUGCAGGAGCCGCUGCCAUGACAGCCAGCUGUUUGAAUGGUGGCCAUGGCAACGUCCAAUCCUGCCACAACACUGGCAAUGACAAUGACUCCUGCGCUCAGUCGAGAGAGUAAGUCCACGGCAAUCAUGUCGCUGUUCAAUGUGUGCAGCUGGUGGUCUGCCCAGUGCGCCGAUGCCGGAGAGCAAUACGACGUGGCCAGCCUGCUGUGCGCCCGCUUUGGCCUGGAGGCCCAGGAGAAGGACUACAUCAUAGUGGGCUCCCAGACGGGGCAGCUGAGCAUCUACUACCCGCACAGGCGGGGCUACGAUGCCACCGACCUGCUGCUGGAGACGCAGAUGGCGUCCCCAAUCCUUGGCCUGUAUGCUGGAAAGUUCAGCGGGAAUGUGCGAAACGAGAACACCAACCAGCUGGGCGUGCUCCUGCCCAACGCCAUUGCCAUCUACAAUGUCCAGGCCAUCGGUGGACUGGCGGAGCACGGCGCACAGCUGCGGCUGCAGCUGCAGGCGGAGCACAAGUUCCCGCGGGUGGCCUUUGGCCUGUGCCAGGGCCACUUUGGGCAGGUGAAGGGACGCGAGUUCUUUUGCGUGGUGCACCUGGAUGGCACCUUGACCUUCUACGAACAGGAUGGCAUCUCGUACGAGUGCCGCUUCCCCGGCCACCGCGCCCUGCCGGCUCCCGUGGCCUAUUGCGAGCGCACCGACAGCUUCUUCCGGUUCAGUGCCACCUGGCACCUGCAGUGCUUCAGCUACCAGGAUCUGUCCCACUCGCUGGUCACCAAGAGCAGCUACCAGCCCACCUGGACGCAGGGCGUGGGCGAGGGCAUUGUCGACAUGCGAGUGGUCCAAGUAAAGGACAACUGCUCCUACAUCAUGAUCCUCGGCGAGCGGAACUUCAUCGCCCUGGACGACAAUGGCAAGUUCAUCUUUAUGCUGAAGCUGGACUACGCGCCAAAGUGUUUCCACAGCUUCGUCGUGGGCUAUUACUGGGAGCCAGGCGCCCGCCUCAUCACUGCCAUCGUUUCGGACUCUUCAAAGCUGCACGUCUACGAGGAGGCGAACAUCAUUUGGGCAGCCCAGUGGCCGAACCAGUCGCCCGCUCCGGUGGCCAUUCAACGCUCCAACAUGCAGGGCCUGGCCGGGGGCAUUGUGACGCUCGGGGCCAAGGGGCAGCUGGAGGUGGGCUACCUGGGUGCCGAGCCCUUCACGUUCCAGGUGCAGCCGCUGAACAUUGAGGAGCUGAGCUUUGCCCAGGCGCACAAGGAGCUGCAGCAGCUGGAGGACGAGAUAAAGGAGGCGGUGGACGUGCGCGACAUGGACGCCCUCAACCAGCAGGCGGCGGAUCAGGUGCGACUCAGCUUCAGCAUCCAGGCGGAGGUCUCCGACGAUCUGGACACCCUCCUGCUGGACGUGCCCGCCGACGUGGCCGUCAAGGAGCUGCCCUCGGCCAAGGGACUGCUGCGGUUCAAGGUCAAGGCGGAUCUGGCCGAGCUGCAGCUGGUUUUCCACACCCCCAGCGGCGUUCGCUGCAGCCAGGACACCAUGAGCUUUGUGGACGUGUCCGCUGGCACCAGCCAGGAGCUGAAGCUGGACUUCUACAUCGCCGAACUGCUGCACAUCCACAGCACCAAGGUGGAGGUGGUCGCCUCCUUUGUGACGCCCAGGGGCAUUCCCCGAGUCAUUCAGCAGAGCGCCCACCUGCCCCUGGCCAUGUUCUAUCGCGUGUGUCAGCCGCAGAAGGCGGCAGGCAUCAAGCUGACGUACAGCAUCACCAGCAGACACGUCGUCCCCAAGCUGGGCACCUUCUUUGGCGAGUUCCUCGAGGGACAGGCAGACGCCGCCCCCCACGCACUGGGCCUCCAGCUGCUGUGCCCCGGGCUGGACAAGCAGUCGGAGCUCAUCACUGUGGUGGCGGCCAAGAACUCGAACCGCAUCCGCAUUCAGUCCGACUGCGUGGAGACCUUCGCCAUGAUCCUGGAGCGCAUUGUGGGGACGACGCUGCAGCUGGACAGCUCCGCUGGCCUCAUCAAAAUGCACAAGAAGAAGCCCAAGCGCGGGGUGCUCAACCGCUGCGUGGAGCGCCUGAUGGCCGCUCCCUUCCUGCCCGUCCAGCCCAUCCUCCACCGCGUCGAUGUGCACCACGAGACGCAGCAGAACAUCCGCAAGCAGACGGAGCAACUGGAGGACCUCUGGCUGCAGUUCAAGGCCCUCCAGCGGCAGCUGCAGGAGCAGCAGGAGCAGGAGCCCAAGGAGGCCAUCACCAUGCAAAUCGAGACGAACUACGACCAGCUGAUACUCGAGGGCGACAAGCUCGUGGAGAUACGGCGGGACGAGCGCAGGCAGCGCUGUGACCUAAACUGCGCCGUGGCGCUUGCCAAAUGGAUUAUUCAGGCCCUGAACCUGGAGGAGCGCGUUGUCAACGUUGUCGGCUCUGUGCUGAGCAUUCCCAUCGAGGACUGGACCGAGCUGAGUUGGGAAGAAUCGAUGGCGCCCGGCAUUGACAUGCUGCACCACUUUGGGCCUCUGACCCGCUCGAAGUCGACUUCGACGCACGGUCUGCUGGAUGCCACCGAUAGCUCCAAGGAGAGCUUCGACUAUGGACGCUUCAGGCGGCACUUUGCCACGCUCUUUGACCGGAUCGUGCGUCUGGCCUCGUCUCCGCAGCCGGCAGCCAGUGGCGCCGUUGCAGAGCAGCCCGUGGCAGUGGGAGAGCAGCAAGGGCAGGCCAAGCAAGUGGAUGAGAUUGGCAACAUGCAGCGCAUGCUGGGGGACCAGGGAAUGCCACUGGCAGCAGCCAAGCGCAAGUCCAACAUGAGCAGCUCCCUGGAGGCCGUGGAGGACGAUGAGGAGUACGACGAGGAGGAUCUACGCGAGGACGUGGGCUACCGCAAGGAGUAUGGCACUGGCACUACGACAGGGACUGGGACUGGGACUGGAGCACAGAAGAAAACCUCCGCCCAGCCACGCUCCGAGUGGGUCAACGAGGACUUUGAGCUCCCUACCACCGAGGAGCUGUUCAGCGAUCUAGGCAUCUGGUGGUAGGGCCCCAUGCCAGUGCCAUUCCCAUUCCCAUUCCCAUUCCCUUAUCCAUUCCUGGUGUCCAAUAAAUGCAAGAGCUGUCCCA